AUGACAGCAACGCAAACUCAAUCGUCCCCGGUGGUGGUUCCCUUGCUCAUCAAUGGGAAAGAGGAAACCCCUGCGUCCACCUUCGACAUCAUCAGCCCAUACACCAACUCGCCAUGCUGGGCUGCUGCCUCCGCCAGUCCUGCAGACGCAAUCCGCGCCGUUGAGGCUGCGGACGCUGCAUUCGCGACUUGGUCCCAGACAAAGCCCACUGUAAGGCGAGAUAUUCUGCUUAAAGCAGCCGAUAUACUAGAAAGCCGCCUCGAGGAGAAUGCUGCUUUUAUGCGCACAGAAAUGGGCGCUGAUGUAGGCGCCUCGCAAGGAUUUGUGGUCCCGCUGAGCAUUCGCAUGCUGCGUGAUAUUGCUGGUCGCAUCACGUCAAUUUGUGGAAGUUCUCCCGUAGUUGAAGAGGAUGGCCAGAGUGCGAUUGUUUACAAAGAGCCUAUGGGGGUCAUUUUAGGCAUAGUUCCUUGGAACGCUCCGUAUGUCUUCGGCAUUCGGGCUGCCGCUUGUGCGCUUGCCGCUGGCAACACAACCAUUCUCAAAUCCUCUGAAUUGUCUCCACGAUGUUAUUGGGCCAUUGGACGGGCCUUUCAAGAUGCAGGAUUGCCCGCCGGGUGCUUAAAUGUGCUGUCUUGUCCGCCACAGGAUGCCCCGGCCGUGGUCAACGCGAUGAUUGAACACCCCGCGGUUCGAAAGAUCAAUUUCACAGGCAGCAGCCGCGUUGGUAGACUUAUUGCAAGCACCUGCGGUAAGAACCUCAAGCCAUGUCUCAUGGAGCUUGGGGGCAAAAACAGUGCUAUUGUCUGUGAAGAUGCAGAUCUGAAGACUGCUCUUGGGGCAGUAUUAGCUGGAUCCUUUAUCAAUUCUGGGCAAAUUUGUAUGGCUACGGAUCGAAUUAUUCUUCACUCGCGUAUUGCUCCAGCCUUUAUCGAGGCGAUGAAAGAAGCAUUAAAGCCUAGUGACGACGGCAGCGGUGGUCUCCCUCCAACACUAGUAAACGCCGCAUCUAAAGCACGCAUUGAAGCGGUUGUACGGGAUGCCCUUGCAUCUGGUGCCCAUAUCGUUCAUGGAACCUUCGAUGAGACUGAAAAAACAUCACAGGCUACUAGCAUUCGAAUGCCUCCUCUUGUAUUGGGAGGUGUGAAGCAAGACAUGAAAGUCUGGCAAGAGGAGAACUUUGCAUCCGUGGCUUCCUAUAUGAUCGUUGACAGCGAUGAAGAAGCCAUUCGGAUUGCGAACAGUGGUGGAUACGGAUUGUCUGCUGCCGUGUUCACGGAAGACCUGCGCAAAGGAUUAGCAAUUGCAAGGAAGAUACAAUCGGGGGCGGUGCAUAUCAACAGCAUGACCAUCCACGAUGAACCAGUGCUCCCUCAUGGUGGUGUAAAAAAUAGUGGCUGGGGAAGAUUCAAUGCAGCAGAGGGGCUGAAUGAGUUCCUUACGACUAAGAGCGUGACAUGGAUGGAUUGA
Talaromyces marneffei is the source of this 1467-nucleotide messenger RNA. RefSeq lists its product as uncharacterized. Lineage: Eukaryota; Fungi; Ascomycota; Eurotiomycetes; Eurotiales; Trichocomaceae. Gene Ontology annotation, molecular function: succinate-semialdehyde dehydrogenase (NAD+) activity. The transcript has 4 exons. The record is from RefSeq and is a predicted model, not a curated record. Bases 1 to 1467 code for a protein of 488 amino acids.